AUGGCGACCCCGCUGCUUCACACGCGGUUGCCGGGAGAUGCGGCAGCCUCAGCGUCUGCAGUCAAGACGCUGGGGGCGUCGAGGACCGGACUUUCAGAUAUGCUCACGUUAGAGAAUGAUUUCUUCAAUUCUCCUCCAAGAAAAACCGUUCGGUUUGGUGGGACUGUGACAGAAGUCUUGUUGAAGUACAAAAAGGGUGAAACAAAUGACUUUGAGUUGUUGAAGAACCAGCUGUCAGAUCCAGACAUAAAGGAUGACCAAAUCAUUAACUGGCUGUUAGAAUUCCGUUCUUCCAUCAUGUACUUGACUAAAGACUUUGAGCAGCUUAUCAAUAUUUUAUUGAGAUUGCAGUGGUUAAACAGAAGUCAGACGGUGGUGGAGGAGUAUUUGGCUUUUCUUGGUAAUCUUGUAUCAGCACAGACUGUCUUCCUUAGACCGUGUCUCAGCAUGAUUGUUUCUCAUUUUGUACCUCCACGAGUGGUCAUUAAAGAAGGUGACAUAGAUGUUUCGGAUUCCGAUGACGAAGAUGAUAAUCUUCCUGCCACUUUUGACACCUGUCACAGAGCCUUGCAAAUAAUAGCAAGAUAUGUCCCAUCGACACCGUGGUUUCUUAUGCCAAUAUUGGUGGAAAAAUUUCCAUUUGUUCGAAAAUCCGAGAGAACCUUGGAAUGUUAUGUUCAUAACUUGCUAAGGAUUAGUGUAUAUUUUCCAACCUUGAGGCAUGAAAUUCUAGAGCUUGUGAUUGAAAAGUUACUCAAGUUGGAUGUGAACGCAUCCCGGCAAGAUAUUGAGGAUGCCGAAGAAGUAGCUGCUCAGACUGGCGGUGGGACAGAUGCCCCAGAAGGACUCUUCAGCAUGGAUGAGGACGAAGACCCUGGCGGUGAAACAAAGGCUGACGCACAAAGGCCCGAUCGUAUGGUGCAUCCUGUAGCCGAGCGCCUGGACAUCCUGCUGUCUUUGCUUCUGUCCUACAUUAAGGACGUCUGCCAUGUAGACGGUAAGGUAGAUAACAACAAAACAAAGGAUUUAUAUCGAGACCUGAUAACCAUCUUUGACAAACUCCUGUUGCCCACUCACGCCUCCUGCCAUGUACAGUUUUUCAUGUUUUACCUCUGCAGCUUUAAAUUGGGAUUUGCAGAAGCAUUUUUGGAGCAUCUCUGGAAAAAAUUGCAGGAUCCAAAUAAUCCUGCCAUCAUCAGGCAAGCUGCUGGAAAUUAUAUUGGAAGCUUUUUGGCAAGAGCUAAAUUUAUUCCUCUUAUUACUGUAAAAUCAUGCCUAGAUCUUUUGGUUAACUGGCUGCACAUGUACCUUAAUAACCAGGAUUCGGGAACAAAGGCCUUUUGUGAUGUUGCUCUCCAUGGACCAUUUUAUUCAGCCUGCCAAGCUGUGUUCUACACUUUUGUUUUUAGACACAAGCAGCUUUUAAGUGGAAACCUCAAAGAAGGUUUGACAUACCUUCAGAGUCUAAAUUUUGAACGUAUAGUGAUGAGUCAGCUAAAUCCCCUGAAGAUUUGUCUGCCUUCGGUAGUUAACUUUUUUGCUGCAAUCACAAGUAAAUACCAGCUGGUCUUCUGCUACACGAUCAUUGAGAGGAACAAUCGCCAGAUGCUCCCAGUUAUUAGAAGUACAGCCGGAGGGGACUCCGUGCGAACCUGCACGAACCCACUCGACACCUUCUUCCCCUUCGAUCCUUGUGUGCUUAAGAGGUCGAAGAAAUUCAUUGAUCCUAUUUAUCAGAUCUGGGAAAACAUGAGUGCAGAGGAGCUUCAAGAGUUUACGAAACCUGUCAGAAAGCAGGUGGUGGAGGAUGAAGAUGAUGACUUUUUGAAAGGUGAAGUUGGCGUGGCCCCGAGCUCCUUUGACCCGCAUUUCCGAAGUCCCUCAAGCAGCGUGGGCUCCCCUCCUGUGUUCUACCUGCCAGACCAGUCCCCUGUGACCACGAGGAUUUGUGAUUGA
Molecule: messenger RNA, 1956 nt
Organism: Puma concolor (puma)
Lineage: Eukaryota; Metazoa; Chordata; Mammalia; Carnivora; Felidae
Gene: RRN3
Product: RNA polymerase I transcription factor RRN3
Biological process (GO): transcription initiation at RNA polymerase I promoter
Cellular component (GO): nucleus
Molecular function (GO): RNA polymerase I core binding; RNA polymerase I general transcription initiation factor activity
Source: RefSeq, a predicted model, not a curated record